Messenger RNA from Cryptomeria japonica (Japanese cedar), 2148 nucleotides. RefSeq names its product L-ascorbate oxidase. The record is from RefSeq and is a predicted model, not a curated record. The coding region runs from base 75 to 1793 and encodes 572 amino acids. Gene Ontology annotation, cellular component: extracellular region. NCBI's taxonomy places the organism in Eukaryota, Viridiplantae, Streptophyta, Pinopsida, Cupressales, Cupressaceae. The transcript has 5 exons. Gene Ontology annotation, molecular function: oxidoreductase activity; copper ion binding.
AUGGGGUUACUCGGAGAGAGAGUGUAUAGCUCGAUCGAUGCGAUUUUAGAUUUUGGUCGCUUGGAUUGCCUUCAAUGGCUAGCAGAGUUUCUGUAGUUUAUGAACCAAGUGUUUACUAUGUGUUGUUUUUAUUGUUGGCAUUCUUAUCUUUUUCUGUUGAGGCGAAGGUGCAUUUUCACAAAUGGAAAGUAAACUACCAGACAUGGGCUCCUGAUUGCGUGGAGGUGACCAUCAUCUCUAUAAAUGGACAAUACCCGGGGCCAACCAUUAGAGCAAGAGAGGGGGACACCGUUGUUGUCCAGUUAGAAAACUUGAUGCCCACUGAAAACGUUGUUAUUCACUGGCAUGGCAUUCGCCAGAUUGGUACUCCCUGGGACGACGGGACGGCUUCCAUGUCGCAGUGCGCAAUCUACUCAGGCGAAACAUACGUGUAUAAGUUCGUUGUGGACAGACCCGGGACAUACUUCUAUCACGGUCAUUAUGGCCUACAGCGGUCAGCAGGGUUUUAUGGAUCGCUGAUAGUGGAUGCGGCGGGUAAAGAACCCUUCACCUACCAUGGAGAGCUGAGCAUCGUAUUAAACGACUGGUGGCACAAGAGCACUUACGAACAGGCUGCGGGCCUCUCUUCCAAUCCCUUCGUCUGGGUUGGGGAGCCUCAGUCACUGCUGAUAGAGGGCCGAGGGCAAUACAACUGUUCAGCGACCAGCAAGUCCUGCAACGCUACAAACACGCAGUGCUCGCCUUACAUCUUGCCGGUGCAACCUGGGAACACAUACCGCCUUCGUAUUGCUAGUGUGGCGUCUCUUUCGGCCCUCAACUUUGUGAUCCAGGGACACAAGAUGACGGUUGUGGAGGCAGACGGGCAUUAUGUAGAGCCCUUUGAAGCAGACAACCUGGACGUGUACUCCGGCGAAGCAUAUUCCGUUCUGAUCACUGCAAACCAGGACACUUCUCAAAACUAUUGGGCGGGUGUGAACGUGAGAGGCAGGCAGCCCAAGACUCCCACUGGACUGGCCAUCCUCAACUAUCUUCCGAAUCCCUCAACGAAGCUCCCCACCGCGCCGUCUCCCACGAGCCCUCUGUGGAACGACUACGCCUACAGCAAAGCUCUGGCUAAGAAAUUUGUGGCUCUGAAAGGACAUGAAGAGCUUCCCCCGCUUCAAUCCCACAGGCGGCUGAUCCUUCUCAACACGCAGAACAAGAUCAACGGAUUUACAAAGUGGGCAAUCAACAACAUUUCCCUAGUGCCGCCUCCAACUCCGUACUUGGCCGCCAUGAAAUACAAAAUCAAGGGCGCCUAUGAGACCACCCCACCUGCGGACGUUUACAGUCCCCGUGACUACAACAUCAGAAUUCCUCCCCCAAAUCCCAACGCCGUCGAAGGGAAUGGCGUGUACGACUUCAAAUCGAACUCUGUUGUUGAUGUGAUUCUUCAGAAUGCAAAUACUCUGAAUGUCAACAAUUCAGAGAUCCAUCCAUGGCAUCUGCAUGGGCACGAUUUCUGGAUUCUUGGGUAUGGAGAGGGCGUGUUCGACCCGGCAAAGGACCCUGUAAAUUACAACACAGUCAAUCCUCCGCUACGCAAUACGGUGGCUUUGUUUCCGUAUGGAUGGACGGCCCUUCGGUUUAAGGCUGAUAAUCCAGGAGUAUGGGCUUUUCACUGUCAUUUGGAGGCCCACUUUUUCAUGGGAAUGGGAGUGAUGUUUGCAGAAGGGAUAGAGAAAGUAAGAGACGUGCCCAGAGCAGCGAUGGGAUGUGGGCUCACCAAGAAUAAAAUUCACAUGCACCACUGAUCUCUCUGCUCGAGGUACUGAUUUUUCGAGGAAAUCAAUAACAAGAACUAUUUAAAUUGUACCUUUUUUUUGGUAUUUCAAGAAUUCUGUCGACAAUGACAAUUGUGGUUGGUGUUUUCUUCCUGAUUUGAAACAAUGUUUCGCCAGAUAAAGUAAACUGGACUACCUAUUUAAAAAAGUAAUAGUGUGUAGAUGCCAAAAAGGAAUUUAAUGUCAGGUGUCCUCUGUGUUUGAAGCAGAAUGGUUUAGAGUCGUUUAUAAAAGAUCUAUAAUUUAUUAGAGAUUAAGAUCUGUAAAAUUCAUUGACAUGUUAUGAGAUAUUCUCCUUAUUAAUAUAUUGUUGAUAUCCAUACAA